GGGCCCGUGACCGGCUAGAGCCCGCCCCCAGCAGCCGGAAAUGCCUGCGGGGGGAGUCUAGGAGAUAACCCUGCACCUUCUCCGUUCUCCAUGGCCUGCUCCGCGCUGCUUGCCCGGGCCUACGGCCCCAUCCGCCGAGCAGCUCUCCGGCGUCAGUUACACACCAUCUACCAGACUGUGGAACUGCCUGAGACGCACCAGAUGCUGCGCCAGACAUGCCGGGACUUUGCUGAGAAAGAGCUGGUUCCCAUCGCGGCCAAGGUGGACAAGGAGCACCACUUCCCUGCGGCUCAGGUGAAGAAGAUGGGCGCACUUGGGCUUCUGGCCAUGGACGUGCCGGAGGAGCUGCGCGGCGCUGGCCUCGACUACCUGGCCUACGCCAUCGCCAUGGAGGAGAUCAGCCGGGGCUGUGCCUCCACCGGCGUCAUCAUGAGUGUCAACAACUCCCUCUACUUGGGGCCCAUCCUGAAGUUCGGCUCCAAGGAGCAGAAGGAGAAGUGGAUCACGCCUUUCACCAGUGGCGACAAGAUUGGCUGCUUUGCCCUCAGUGAACCAGGGAAUGGCAGUGACGCAGGAGCCGCCUCCACCACCGCCCGGGCAGAGGGUGACUCAUGGGUCCUGAACGGCACCAAAGCCUGGAUCACCAAUUGCUGGGAGGCCUCGGCCACGGUGGUCUUUGCCAGCACCGACAGGUCCUUGCAUAACAAGGGCAUCAGUGCCUUCCUGGUUCCCAUGCCAACACCUGGGCUGUCCUUGGGAAAGAAGGAAGACAAGCUGGGCAUCCGGGCCUCGUCCACGGCCAACCUUAUCUUUGAGGACUGUCGAAUACCCAAGGAAAACCUGCUGGGGGAACUGGGGAUGGGCUUCAAGAUAGCCAUGCAAACCCUGGACAUGGGCCGCAUUGGCAUCGCCGCCCAGGCUCUGGGCAUUGCCCAGGCCGCCCUUGACUGUGCUGUGAACUACGCUGAGAACCGCAGGGCCUUUGGGGCGCCCCUCACCAAGCUCCAGGGCAUCCAGUUCAAGUUGGCGGACAUGGCCCUGGCCCUGGAGAGUGCGCGGCUGCUGACCUGGCGUGCUGCCAUGUUGAAGGAUAAUAAGAAGCCUUUCACCAAGGAGGCAGCGAUGGCCAAGCUGGCUGCAUCAGAGGCCGCAACUGCCAUCAGCCACCAGGCCAUUCAGGUCCUGGGUGGCAUGGGCUACGUGACAGAGAUGCCGGCCGAGCGGCACUACCGUGAUGCCCGCAUCACCGAGAUCUACGAAGGCACCAGCGAGAUCCAGAGGCUGGUCAUCGCGGGGCACCUGCUCAAGAGCUACCGGAGCUGAGCCCCCCCGGCCGGGCCGACCACUGCCCCACCCAGCACCGCGCUGGCCGGAGGACCGUGGGCAAGGGAGUGGGAGCCAUGCAGCCUGCCCCAACUCUCAGACCCCAUGGGGAGGACAGGCCACCCAGGCCUUCUGGUGUGGACCUCUGCCUGCCCAGGGCCAAAGUGCCAGGUCUCGGGAGAGGAGAGGUGAGGUGAGGUGAGGUGAGGUGAGGCCCUGUGCCUGAGGGCCCCCACCUGCAGCUUUGUUUCUUGGCCUUGCUCCCCCGUCACAACUGUGCCUUAUUUUCUUCAUCAGGGCCGCGGGAAGAGCUAAGUAACUCCUUUGGGGCUCCCUGGCUUCCGUGGGCCCUGGAGCUCAGCCGGAGACCCAGUGGGCCUGGGUCUUGGCCGUGUCUGUUCUUUUCAAUGAGGCCGGGGGCCAGGAGGAGGAGGAGGAGGUGGGGGUGAGAAGGAACAGGCCUCAAGUAGCAGAAGCUGUGCUCUCUCAGGCCCGGGGCUGCGCCAUUAGAAACACCAUGACGUGUUCUUUGUGAUGUAUCAACGUGUGCCAGCGGCUGGUCUGGUUUGGGCUUUGGGACCGUCACGUGUGGGAACUAAUAAAGCAUACCUGUCCCCGA
This is a messenger RNA of Artibeus jamaicensis (Jamaican fruit-eating bat), 1942 nucleotides long. It is a transcript of the gene ACADS, whose product is annotated as acyl-CoA dehydrogenase short chain. Bases 91 to 1323 code for a protein of 410 amino acids. Gene Ontology annotation, biological process: butyrate catabolic process; fatty acid beta-oxidation using acyl-CoA dehydrogenase. NCBI's taxonomy places the organism in Eukaryota, Metazoa, Chordata, Mammalia, Chiroptera, Phyllostomidae. The record is from RefSeq and is a predicted model, not a curated record. Gene Ontology annotation, cellular component: mitochondrion. Gene Ontology annotation, molecular function: flavin adenine dinucleotide binding. The transcript is spliced from 10 exons.